UUGGUUUGCUUGUGGUUCUGGUUUGUUAUUAAAUCCAGUAUUAAUUCAUUUACUUGUUAAAACAUCACGCUUUUGCUUUUUCAAAUGACUAUGUUGGUUCUUUCAUGUUCAUUGAAAAGAUAAAUUGACUUUCUUUAAAUCCUCUAAUAACAUUGAGAGUACCUUAAUUUGUUAUUAACCUUAAACAACACAAUGCCGACCACUGUUGAUGGAAAAUAUUUGUAAUGAUGGAUCCUCCCGAAGAGUCAACCUUAUCGCGGAAUCGCGGUAAACAUGACUGUGAAAGUGAGGUACCAACGAAUUGUAAGGGCUCUUCAAAACAACCAGGGCAAGGUGACUGUGAGGAAAAUGUGUUUACAUCAAUGUCACAUGAAACGGAUCUCCGUACGUGCCCUCUGAAUGGUCCACGAGCAAGAAGUUUGAAUUCUUUGACCAAUAUUGAAUUAGGCCAAUCAUCAAUUCGCCUCCCAGAAAAUAAUGUAAGACCAGAAAGCAGUAAUGCCCCACAGACUUCCAAGAAUGCAAACAAAUCUAGUAUUCAUCAGUUCGAUCUUGUUAGUGCGUCAAAAUCAGAUACAAAUAGAUGUGACAAUGGCCUAGGAUCCAAUCAGGAGAAACAGACAUGUCAAAAACACAAAGUAUGCCUAGAGUCUGUUGGUAACUAUAGUUUAAAUGCCCCUUCAACUAGUGGGGCCUCCACAAGCAAAGCAAGUGAAAGUUUGCUGGAUAACACUGGUUUUAGGGAGAGCAGGAAAAGACCAUCAAGUUUGAAGUUAAAUAAACUAAAUCUUGACGCUGAUGAAGAUAGUUCUAGUGACACAGGGAAUGAUGAUUAUUCAUUAGGUUCGGAAGAUGGAUGCAUUUACACAUACAGGGGUGGAGAGCACUUGGCAGACCUACCAAGUUCUUUCUUUAGCUUGGAUAUGGGCUUGCCUUUGGACAAGCAUCUUCCACUGCCUCCAAACUAUCAAGUAGCUCAACCAGCUGGACCCAAUGCCAGGGAACAGGGUUCCAGAGUUUCUAGUCCUGAUAUGGACUUUCUUGAAAUGGACUUUGAUCCUGGGCCCUCUUGUGAAGUUGAUACAGGUGAUGAGUCAACUCCUGAUGCUGAUCUGGAUGUGGGAAAUAUGCCUGAGGAGAAUGAGCCAAUUAUUGCUAGAGGAACAUCUCCUGAAUAUUUGCCUAGUGCUGUGCAGCCACAGCCAAUAGCUAUUGCAUCUAGUUCUCAAGAAAAUGUUGAACCACAAGCAUGCUGUUCAAAUGAACCAUCUACAAGCAAAACCAUAGAGCCAGCACAAGAGCCCGAUAAUGCAAGAGGCAUCCAAACAUUUGGACCAUACAUCACGCAUGUUAAUGUUAGAGGUGAACAGCUUCUUGUUCGAAGAACAAUGUCAAAUUGGCCGGGCAAUCAUAUUGUUUCCAUGCAUGCUUCUAGUGGCGAUUUAGUUUCACCAAGGGAAAUCUUAAAUUAUGAUGAGGAACAUGCUGAGCAACCCUUUGCAUAUCAGAUUAACCAAGGGGAACGGCCAGCGCAUAGCUCUGUAAACCUGUCCUCAGCCUUAUACCAUGUUACUAUGGCCAAGAAACUGAUGGUUGAGAAAGCCACCUCUGAUAUAGAAAGCCACGAUGCAGAACGUAUGGCGCAAUCAAAUGAACCAUUGGAAACAUCAAGCGAAAGCAAUGUAGCAUGUGUGGAGCCACCGCGGUGCAUGGUGUGGUCGGAACGUGAGGCAUGUGAGCGACAAGUGACGCAGAUCGGCACUUCGGCUUGCGGGGCUACGGCCGUCGUUAACACAUUCAUAGCAUUGGGGGUUCCUGUGGACAUAGAGAGAAUUAAUACUGCAGUUGGAACACGAUUGCGAGCCAACUAUGCACCUUUGCCAAGGUACUUAUUGACUCGAGCGGUGGCUGGGUGCACUGCGGCGGAUAUUGUGACAGGUAUACAGAGAGCGUCUGACGGGCUCGUCACUGCGAGAUUCUUCCCUACUCACCCGGAGAGAGCUAUCUCGCUAUCACAUUGGCUUGCUGAUUGGAUAUCUCUUGGCGCAGUACCAAUUCUAACCCUCAACCUGCAAGUGGGUUGCGAAGGUGAAAUUCCCGAUGCGUGGCACCAUCAGAUGGUCUUCGGUGUGUCAUCCAGGGGUAUCUACUUGACCAAUCCCGUUGAGUGCAUCCAAGAGUCAACGCUGUGGCCGCAACUGACAUCACCGUCUGAGUUACUGGUGAGGACGAGGGACGUUCUGACCAGGUUUACUGACCUAACACCCCUGAUGUUUGUACCUGAUGAACGAUUUCACACUUUCAACGUUCUCGGUCAAGUAGUGAACGUGAUACGCGAGUUCCGCGCCGCCGGCUGGUCCGAGCACGGCACGAGGCCUCGCCACAUCCGCAUCCCGGCCUCGUAUCAGGCGGGCGUGACCGUCGCCGCGCUUACGGGCUCCGAGGCCCACCGCAGACUGAUGCACGCUCCGCAGUUGCCAGUACUUUCGCCCGAGACGAGGCCCGCUUGAGGCCGGCUGCUUGUGCUACGGGUUCAUAUGGUGAGCCGUAAAGCGACAAGCAAUGAAAAAAAGAUGGAUGAAACCUAACUACAGUAUAACAAUGUCAGUGCAAGCGGUAAAAACCAAUAUCAAAGAAACCUUUCCACGGAUAUUUAAUUUCAGCUAGCCUCGGUAUCUAGCAGGGCUGCCAUUACAUAGCACUACUAAAGUCUAUUUUCUCACUUCUCUUACUAUGUAAACUAUCUUUUUUUAAAUUUUAGUGUAAAAAGUAUGUUUUCAAAAUAGAUAAAAACAAGAAUA
Pararge aegeria (speckled wood butterfly) is the source of this 2801-nucleotide messenger RNA. RefSeq lists its product as uncharacterized. Bases 225 to 2510 code for a protein of 761 amino acids. The record is from RefSeq and is a predicted model, not a curated record. NCBI's taxonomy places the organism in Eukaryota, Metazoa, Arthropoda, Insecta, Lepidoptera, Nymphalidae. The transcript has 8 exons.